AUGCUUCUAGCAGAGGAGCCCGCGACGCUCAUCCGUCACACAAUCGACAACUUCAACAUCCAACCGGACAAGCAGGCCGUCGCGCGCAUCAAUGAGUCCCUCUCGACCCUCCAGCAGGCCCGCGAGCUGCGCCUCCGCGAGGCCGAAAAUGCACUCAAGAAACUCUCGCGCCAGCUCAACACAAUGUCGUCCCAGCACGCCGAGCUCACCUCGCAGCACUCGUCGACGGCGCACGCGUCCGAGAUCGCGCGCCUCGACACGACAAAGUUCCGCACCGCCAAGGCCGCCUCGGACGCCGAGAUGGAGACGGAACGGCUCGCCCAGCAGGCCGCCGACCUCGCCGCGCGGCUGCAGGAGCUCGAGAUCCAGGGGCUCGACGGCUCCGCCGACGACCAGGCCCGCCGCCGCGACCCCGUCGACGACGAGGUCCUCCUCCGCCUCAAGGUCUACCGCAGCCUCGGCAUCGAGAUCGAGCGCGACGGCCGCGACGGCGAGUUCAGCCGCGCCGUCGUCCGCAACGACCGCAAGGGCGACGUCCACGUCGUCAACAUGGACAAGAAGUUUUCAAAGUUCUUUUACGCAAACUACUUUUGGCAGACGUUGUAG
Colletotrichum graminicola M1.001 is the source of this 606-nucleotide messenger RNA. RefSeq lists its product as uncharacterized. The transcript is spliced from 3 exons. The coding region runs from base 1 to 606 and encodes 201 amino acids. The record is from RefSeq and is a predicted model, not a curated record. Lineage: Eukaryota; Fungi; Ascomycota; Sordariomycetes; Glomerellales; Glomerellaceae.